Molecule: messenger RNA, 3568 nt
Organism: Acanthopagrus latus (yellowfin seabream)
Lineage: Eukaryota; Metazoa; Chordata; Actinopteri; Spariformes; Sparidae
Gene: rnf26
Product: ring finger protein 26
Exons: 1
Coding region: 494-1843 (449 amino acids)
Biological process (GO): protein ubiquitination; ubiquitin-dependent protein catabolic process
Molecular function (GO): ubiquitin protein ligase activity
Source: RefSeq, a predicted model, not a curated record
AACUCACCGGAAGUAGUCACCGGUCACAUGACACGACCAAAACAAACAUGGCGGCUAUAGUAAGGGCGAUAAACAUAUCGAAUAUUUCGCUGGGCUUCUCUGAGUUCCUCCUAAUUUCACCGGACUGUUUCACAAAUCAAGUAGCUUGAAUUGUGACUGUUCAAUUUGUUAUUUUUUUCCGGAUCCAGAGAGCCAAAACGAAACCGAGGAAACUAAACGGAAGUGUCUAUCUCUCGUUUGAACUUAAACAUCCGCCUCUGUAACGCAUGUGUUUACCAUGUCAGCUCGUCGUUUCAGCCGAACAAAUCUGAGGAAAACAUGAAAACUGAACAAGUGACGGUGUGACUUACUGCUUCGUGUGACACGGGAGAGGCUAACGCCGUGGACAAAAAUGUAGCUAACGUCUGAAUAAAUAAAGACGGCAUGGACUUUGCCUUGGAGGCGACCUGAGGGCACCGAGUGGUAAACACGGACAGCUACACGACAUACUACCAUGGGUUUGGUGAACUUUGUGUUGUCCACCGUAGGAAAAUGCCUGGACGCUGUCUGCCUGCUGCUGGACCUGAAUUUCCUCGUCGUCCACGCCGUGGUGCGGACCAUCCUGGCGGUUAUACACUUCAUACACAGCCUGCCGACCCUCCUCCUCUACUCGGUGCUGGAGCUGGGAAACCUACUGUUGUUUGGCUUGAUGUCCAUGGCGGAAGCGACGUCGAACAUAGCCCAGGGGACCGUCACCGCGCUGGGGAGCUUGUUGCUGGCUCUGGAGGGGCUGCUGGAGAGCCUGAAGAUGGUGGGCUACCUGUCCAUGCACGUCCUGCUUCGUGGGAAGGAGCAGCUGUGUCGAGGUCUGCUGUCAGUACUGGAGGGCUGUGGCAUCGCUGUGAGCCUGGUGGUGUAUUUUGCAAACACCGUGGUCAACUAUGCGCUCAUUGCCACCCAGAAUAUCUACCUGGCGGCGGUCAGUGUGUGGCAGACGGUCUCCAGCCCACUGCAGAAGGUGCUGGAGCUCACGCUGACCUCCUUCACCUUUCUGUACAGCAGUCUGGUUGGGACUUCAGCUUUCCUGUGGUCACCCUGUAAACUAGUGCUGGACUUCCUGGUGUCACUGGUCCAUAUGUUUGUCAGCAUCUUCAUAUUGAACAUCUAUGGCCUCCUACUCACUCUCACUAUUGCUUUAACCACCACUGUCUACCUGAACCCAGAGCUGACCCGACAAGCUGCUGCGCGGAUUUUGGAUUAUAUGAACUCCUUUCCUGCGCUACGUCGACUUUAUCUGGCUCUCUGCCGCCUUGGUUCAGCCUUGCAAAGCAUGCCACACUUUGUACGUGUGGCCAUGCAGCGCCUUCCCAGGAUACUCCAUCACCUCUACCUGUUAGAGAGAGGACUUUGGCAGCAGCUGUCUCGGCUCAGCAGCCAGCUACGUCUGAGUCUGAGGACACAGCUGCACAGGGACAACAACAACAGGGUAAGAGGCGAUGGCGACCCCGGAGAGGAGAGGCGGGACCCACCGGAUGGGAGAGCAGGAGAUGGAGCCCAACAGGAGGUGCUGGAUUUAGUUUUCCCCUCGUCAAGCACGGACAGACCGCUGAAGAAGCAGUCAUCCUCAGGUAAAGAUGGUAAACCUCUGCCUGCCGAGAAUCUGCUGACUCUGCUGAAGGAGCAGGAGGAGAGGAAGAAGUGUGUGAUCUGUCAGGACUGCACCAAGACGGUGGUGCUGCUGCCCUGCAGGCACCUCUGCUUGUGUAGAGACUGUACGAACAUCCUGCUGAGGCAGCCCAUCUACCAACAGAACUGCCCGCUCUGUCGGCACAUGAUCCUCAACACUAUGGACGUGUAUCUUUGAAGGGACCAAGGGACGUGGAUCUGCGCGCGUCUGACCACAUGGAACGGCAUCUACAUUUUAGGUUUUACCACCACUGCAAUGUUGUCUGAGUUAUGAUUUGUGUUGUGUGUGAGGUUGUGUUAAAGGAUAAGCCUGGUAAUAGUCUACAUUUUUCUUUCUGUCAGAAAAAACAGGCAACAGAUUUUGUUGUAUGUCUUUAAAAACAGGUCACAGUUAUGUAGUUAAAUUAUAAGAGAAACAACUGGGCUCUGUAGUUUUUAACAAGCAUGACUCAAAUGGCAGUAAACACUGCAAGUGGGUGUAAAGUGAUCUAUGGGAUUAAAUGACAGUAAGAAAUAGAAAAUAUCACCAGACCUACCUAGUGAACUUUUUGAGAACAGUUUGCAAGGAAAACACAGACAGUGUCCCAAUUUCAAACUAUCUACUAACUGUACAAAGUGUGUACUACUACUGUGUGUAGUACACUGCUUUUGAGGUUGGUAUACAAGAAAUGAAUGCUGUUGAAUCAAACAACAUUGUUACAGUGCCACCACAGAACAAGCAGAACGUUUUUUCCAAAAACGUAACUGUACUGUUUCACCACCAGUCAAUUAUGUUGGUGCAGCCUCCUCAAGUCUUUUGUCAAUGUUUUUGUUUACGCACGCACACUGGCUGCAUUAUUUAACCCAUAAUCACUCUGUAGUAUGGAUUUGGGACCCAGAUGUGUACAGGCAAGAUGCGCCUGUUUAAAUAUUCAGUAUUGCCACGUUGAUACUCAGGUCUCGUAGCCAUGGUAACCCAUCAGUGCCCUCCCUGAUGCUGAAAUGUUUACCACCGCUCCUGUCUUAAAAUGUUGCGCUUUCAGUGGGCCGAGCUGUGACGAACUACAAUUUGGUGCUUUAGCGCACAAGUCUACAAAUGAUUCCACACAUGCUGAAGUGUGAACAGCAACACCUUCACCUUUUGUUUCGUUCUGUCUUAACAGCUUUUACUAUUUAGAUAUAUUUCUGUAAGUGAUGACCACUUCAAACAGAGCUAUGUAUGGAGUAAACAAAGGGUGUUCUGUAUUUAAAGAAAAGGUGGUUUGUACUUUUCCAGUCAGGCCUGAUAAAAUAUAGCUUUACUCCAUUUAUUUGUUCUAUUGAUAGGACUUCUUCCAGUCUUCCAUCAGAGGCAUAUUACAGUCACCACCAACACAUAAUCCAUAAAACGUUUUCCCUUUCCUUUGUCAUUGUAAUAAAACAUUGAUUUUUUUGUUGUGUAAAUGGACCAUAAACUAAUAACAUUCUGGAAUUUAAUUUGCUUUUGUUUCUCAAAGUGUUGCUAUUGAUCUGUGUUUAAAGUUUACAGGGCACUGUUGUGACUCCGCAGCAUGUCUUAUUGUUGAUGGUGAAGAGUCAGGUCUGUCACAUGCCCUCAUUUGUUUCUUUAUUAAUGUUCUUUUUUUUUCCUCGUAGUCAUUGUAUGAUUUGAUUAGUGCAUUGUUUUUGCAGCCUGGAGAUGAAAUUAAGGUUGCAAAUGAUUUCCAUAGACCAGACUGUAGUCAUUUGUAGACUACUCCUCUAGGGUUGCGGUUGAGUGAAAACGGCUCAUAUGACCAUCAUCUGCUACUACCGGCAGUUUGUAUGACACAAUGUGAGACAAUGGUAUUUGAAGACGUGAAUGUAACUUUUUAAUAAUGCUAUGAAUGCCUAAUGCCAACUGGCAAGUCUUCUUUUCAUAAUAAAAGCAAUCAAUGAAGCUGUC